This is a messenger RNA of Paraglomus brasilianum, 384 nucleotides long. NCBI's taxonomy places the organism in Eukaryota, Fungi, Glomeromycota, Glomeromycetes, Paraglomerales, Paraglomeraceae. The record is from the annotation of a GenBank genome assembly.
AUGGAGACUUUGACUGUAACACAAUUCUCACAUGAAAUCGGAAUAAAUGCGUCAUGUCAACUUGGACUUAAAGCAGACCUGACGCACAUUCUCUUACUCAUGAGUUAUUCUUCUCACCUUUGUCCAACUUGUGACGUCCUGAGAAUUCAACUAAAACUAAAAGAGGAUCAGUUGAAAGCGAAAGAGGACCAGCUGAAGGCGAAAGAAGAUAAAAUAUGUCAGUUACAAGAGACUGUGAUACAGACACAAAGAGAUCUUAUUGCUGCUAAGGAAGAAACGUUAAUGAUAAAGGGACUGCAUGAGUUAACACUGAGUAUGGAAUAUGAAGAUGCUCCUGUUGUUUGGAUUUGGACAUUGUAUAUGGCGUUAUUCCAAAUAAAAUGA